Molecule: messenger RNA, 894 nt
Organism: Emiliania huxleyi CCMP1516
Lineage: Eukaryota; Haptophyta; Isochrysidales; Noelaerhabdaceae
Exons: 4
Coding region: 1-894 (297 amino acids)
Cellular component (GO): nucleus; cytoplasm
Molecular function (GO): protein binding
Source: RefSeq, a predicted model, not a curated record
AUGGGCGCUGACACGCUCGGCACAGGCGUGCCCGAGUACGUGGCCCCGGCCCGGCCCGUUGGCGGCGGAGGCGAGGUGGCGGCCAAGCCCUGUGGCUGGAAUGACGCCUUUCAUGCGGCCUUCCACGGUGACCAUUCUGCGCUGCGGGCGCUCGGGGCUGAGGCGCUGGAGGCGGACACAACUGGCCUGCGCCCGAUCCACCUCGCAGCAAUGCGGGGCAAGUGCGACUGUGCCGAGGCUGUAGACUGCCACGGCCGCACGCCCCUCAUGUUCGCCGCGAGUGGCGGCGAUGCGGACAUGAUCCACUUGCUCCUGGGCAAGGGCGCCGCAAUCGACGCGCAGUCCAAGGACGGCAAGACGGCGUUACACUGGGCGGUUGUUGCGCACAAGCUGGCUGCAGUGGACGCCCUCGUCGCCUGCGGAGCCGCUCUAGACGUUCGCCAGGACCCGCCGGAUGAGCCUCUCAGGCCGGGCAAGGACGAGCUCGGCGCGACGGCACAAGAGUUGGCUACAAGGCCCAACGAGCGCGACCCGCUGAGGCGUCACGUGGCCACAUUUCUCGGCGCAGCCGCGGAGGCACACGCGGCCGGCAACCCACCGCCAUCGAUGCCGGAGCCUGCCUGGCUCGCACACGCUGCGGCGGUCGUCGCCAACGACGGAGGGGACACGAGCACGGGCGAGGAGGAAGGCGCCGCCUCCUGUAAACAAGACGAGGGGCGCGUGGCAAGCUCGGCAUCCGCCCCGGCGAAAGCCACGGACGAGCAAGAGUGCGCCCCGCAACCUGCGGAGGCGCCGUCCGCCAUGUCGGCGCUGUCGGACGACGAGCUCAAGGAGAUGUUGCUGCAGGCAAAGGAGAGCGAGGGCACGGCGGGAGGCCUAGACGAGCUAGAUUAG